GAUGACCUUUUUUGCUUGCUGCAGGGCUGAUUUCCUCCAAGAGGAAGGCCGUAGCAGCAGCACCGGUUCAACGCCUAGGAAAAGCAGCAAGAGGAGGAAUAAAAGAAGGUUUAUUAACAGGAGAUUACACAGUAUUAAGGCCAAUAAUUUUACUGAUCAUUCCAAAAUGAUGUCCAUUGCUACCGUUGUUAAGACCCUCUCUUUAAGGAGUACCGCGACCAAAGGAAAGAAACAGCAGCAGAUGAUUGAGCAUGAGAGAUCAGUCGCAGGUCAGAAAAUUUCAGCUCAGACAUUCACAUUUCGACAAAUGGCUAUCGCAACCAAUAACUUCAGCAUCGAAAACCUUGUGGGUGAAGGAGGAUUUGGCAGGGUAUACAAAGGCUACAUUGAAGGUGUAGAUGAGGUUGUGGCCGUGAAGCAGCUUGACAGGAAUGGAAUGCAAGGAAAUAGGGAAUUCCUUUCUGAAGUUUUCAUGCUCAGCCUUGUCGAUCACCCGAAUCUGGUCAAUUUGAUUGGAUAUUGUGCUGAUGGUGAUCAGAGAAUUUUGGUAUAUGAGUACAUGGCUGGUGGGUCAUUGGAAGAUCAUCUUCUAGAUCUUCCACCAGACGCAAAACCGUUGGAUUGGUAUACUAGGAUGAAGAUAGCAGAGGGAGCUGCAAAAGGGCUUGAGUACUUGCACGAGAUUAGCAAACCGCCAGUGAUCUAUCGUGAUUUCAAAGCAUCAAACAUCCUUUUAGAUGAAGAAUUCAAUCCUAAACUCUCUGAUUUUGGGCUUGCUAGAAUAGGUCCAACCGGAGAAAAGGAUCAUGUCUCAACUAGAGUCAUGGGGACCUAUGGAUAUUGUGCACCUGAGUAUGCAAUGACUGGUCAGCUCACCACCAAAUCUGAUGUUUACAGCUUUGGAGUUGUCUUUCUUGAGCUUAUCUCGGGGAGGAGAGCGAUCGAUACUACUAAACCAACUUCUGAACAGAACCUGGUUAGUUGGGCAGAACCAAUGUUCAAGGAUAGGAAAUUGUUCACGACAAUGGCUGAUCCAUUACUAGAAGGGAACUAUCCUGUCAAAGGCUUGUAUCAAGCCCUUGCAGUCGCAGCUAUGUGUCUUCAAGAAGAGGCUAGCACACGGCCUCUGAUAAGUGAUGUUGUAACUGCUCUCGAGUUCCUAGCAUCACCAGAAGACGAUCUUGGCAACCUUAGAUCAGAUUCACUCAUCAUUAAAGCUGUCGAGGAAGCCAACAGACAGAGCGAUCAAGAGGAAUAUAUACAAGACGAUCAACAGGAAGACGAAGAAGAAAAUAAAGAGGAAAAUCGAGAUGACUACACAGUAGAAGUAGAUUCAUUACCCGAAUAUACACUUUGAUGCACAAAGGUUAUGAGGUCA
Molecule: messenger RNA, 1378 nt
Organism: Amaranthus tricolor (Joseph's coat)
Lineage: Eukaryota; Viridiplantae; Streptophyta; Magnoliopsida; Caryophyllales; Amaranthaceae
Product: probable serine/threonine-protein kinase PBL23
Exons: 5
Coding region: 2-1357 (451 amino acids)
Biological process (GO): protein phosphorylation
Molecular function (GO): ATP binding; protein kinase activity
Source: RefSeq, a predicted model, not a curated record